AUGCAUCUGAAUACCGCCUGCGUCGGGGCAAGCGUGACUCCGACGGUGGUGUCGACAUGGUUUUCUCACUAUCUCGACCGAAAGUCUCGUCACCAAAAACCCACCGCACAUGUAUCCUACGACGAAGGACUACAUGUCGUCCGCGCCUUUCUCAAACAUGCUGCACUCCACACUGUUGAAGAUAUCCAGGCAUUCACUGCCCAGAAGAUUCCCACGCCGCAUUGGGUCAAGAUCAAGGAGGAGGUCAUCCCAACCGAUUACCUGACCAAAGCCGCGGGGAGCAUCAAUGCGCAAUUGGGCGAGCGGGGCAUAACACGUGUGGGUGGGAAGACCUGGUGGCAAUGGCGCGGUCACCAGGAAGACCUCAAAUGCGAAUGGAUCGAGAUGAAGAGUGAUUACAACGCUAGGAAACAAAGUCGCACGCGGUCGAAACGCGUCAUGUUUUACGUCCACGGGGGAGCUUACUUCUUCGGUAGCAUUGACACCCACCGCUAUAUGAUACAGCGGCAUGCGCGGAAGUUAAAGGCCCGGGUUAUUGCACGGCCCAUACUGACUGAAUCACUAGCCUCUUAUCGCCUCUCACCUCAAUUCCCUUUCCCCUGCGGUCUACAAGAUUGUCUAGCAGCAUACCUAUAUCUCUUGACCAUUCAAGACCCCUCAGAAAUUAUUGUAGCCGGUGAUUCUGCCGGUGGCGGCAUGCUACUUUCGAUGCUGGUUGUGCUACGGGAUCAGAGCCUUCCGCUACCGGCCGGGGCCAUUCUCAUCUCCCCAUGGGUUGAUCUCACCCAUUCUUUCCCGUCCGUUGCAGCUGGGAGUUCGCUUGACUACAUUCCCGAGCAUGGCUUCAUGCAUCGUCCGUCAUCAGCAUGGCCACCUCCAAACUCGGAUGACUUAGCUUCGAUUUACAAGGCUGCAACGGAAGGUGGGCGGGCUGGCCAAGCUAAAUCUAAUGGUAUAGGAAGGAAGGACCAGCCUUCUGACCAAAAGACUGCUAUCCAAGGCUUUGCUAUAAAGGAGAGCAUUUCUGAAGAACAUCGCCACGCCUAUCCCGGCCUCCACAGUAACCUGAAGCCAACCAAUGAAGAACAUAUUCGAACUGGCAAGGCGGAUACUCUAGUUGUUCCCAUGGGAAACAAUACUACGGUAGAAAUAAAAGAUCAAAUCCAGAUGUACUGCCCCAACCAGAUGUUAUCGCAUCCAUUGGUGUCGCCUGUUUUGCAGCCAUCCUUGGGCGGACUGCCUCCCCUUUUAAUCUUGACUGGCGGUGGAGAACUGCUACGCGAUGAGCAGAUAUAUCUAGCGCAUAAAGCAGCUAAUCCAAUGUCCUACCUUCCAAUGGAUGCCUACCUUGAUGAACAUGAUCCUGACAGGAUCUUAAUCAACAAGUACGAACCUACAUACGUACAACUUCAAGUUUGGGAUGACUUGUGCCAUGUUUCUCCCACCCUGAGUUGGACCAGACCCGCAACGUUUAUGUUUCGGUCAAUUGCUCAAUUUGGUGCUUGGGCAUUAGCCCAUGCGCAGCACGAAGAUAUCGAAAUUCCAAAUGACUAUGCUUCAUCAAUUUCUAGUUCCUCAUCAUUUUCAGAAUCCGAUGAACAACAGCCGAAGGGGUCUGUUGGAAAAGCAGGCGAUGCUUUACCCUCGUUCCGGAAGCAUAUGAUCAGACAAAGAGUGGACAGACAUGGUGUGAUAUAUAAUCUCGAUGCACCGCAUACUAUUCCGGCGCUUCAACAACCGCGAGAAAAGGUCGGCUCUAUCAAUCCAGCAAUUGUCAGCAAGUGGCUAGGGGCGAAAAAGUCAUGGGACGAGAAGUUUGCAAAGCAAAAACUCCGAGUUCAACGUAACCGCAUCAAGGAUUUUGAGAAGGGAUAUUACGGUUUUGAUGACGAAAUCCCCCCGGCGUGCGCUAUAGCGAGUAGACGGAUGGAAAAAGAUAUUGCUCCCUCAAAGCCACGGAAGAGCUAUGGCCUGAUGCUAUGGUCUCUAAUGGUGAAUAAGCAUGACAAAGAAGUUGUCAGGAAAGAAAACAAGGUUGAUGAGACCACUUAUGCCACGUCUACACCUGAUGAAGGGAGAGGUCGAGGAACUGAUGAUACCGCUACGGAACAAACAGACAGUCGACACCAAGAUAGUUUGGCGGGAUCAAGAAGAAAUGAGCUUUCUCCACUACCAAAUGGAGAGCAGUCUCAUAGUCGUUCGCGAAGUCGCUCUCGUAUUGUGAGCGACCGUGGUCAGGCUAUUGACACGGAUCAAGAAAAGAAGCUAUCUGCGAACUUGGUUUUCCAUGGCCCUGCUCAAGAGCAGGGUAAUGAUGUGAUCGUACCUGUAUCAAUGGAUUCGGGUAGCUCGCCUCUUAUUCUUCUCCCUAGUCCCGACACUAACCACGGUUCACAUCAAUCAAGUUGGCUGGAAAAUGCCAGCACAAAGGCUGUCCUGGAUGCUGACGGUGUGAUCAGCAUCAAAGAUAACGUCUCAUUACGCCCGGAUACCUUGUCACUGUCAAGUACCGACAGUGUACCGAGAUUUGCAGAGUCGUCAUUAUUCCAAAAGUCUCUUUAUCGCUCUGAUCGAAGCGCCAGCACUUUAGCAGAUAGCGUGUCGCACGCCCCUUCGACUACUAUUGAUGACAAGGGGCUAGCAAGCUUCCCGAAUGCUAGCACCACAGCUGUCCAUCAUGCUCCUGGUAUUUUGAAGGGCAAAAAGGCUAUUCAGUCAAGUACCGUCGAAGGACCGUCAGCCAAUGCGGGACUACGCACUGUAGAUGGUGAUGCGAAUACAAAUAACGUUUCCCAUGAAACCGGGGUUAUUACACCCAAACCGAUCUCGAAUGAUAGGGAUAAAGAAUUCCCUUUUAAUGCUCAAAGACCAGAAAUGCCAGAUCGUGAUGAGUUUAUCACUGCCGAAGAGUAG
Talaromyces proteolyticus is the source of this 2913-nucleotide messenger RNA. RefSeq lists its product as uncharacterized. The transcript is spliced from 4 exons. Bases 1 to 2913 code for a protein of 970 amino acids. The record is from RefSeq and is a predicted model, not a curated record. Gene Ontology annotation, molecular function: hydrolase activity. NCBI's taxonomy places the organism in Eukaryota, Fungi, Ascomycota, Eurotiomycetes, Eurotiales, Trichocomaceae.